UGUACGGUUUCAAGUUGGAAGGCAGUCGACUAGAAACCAAAAGCUUUCCAAAACCCAAAGAGCCCCCUAAACCCCCAUGUCAGAAAACCCCAAGCACUCACUUGAGAGUCACUCCCAAUCCCCAAAAAGACCUACAAAGAUUUCCAAAACCACCAACGAAGAAGAAGAAGCACAAGUGGACUCGAUGAGGCGAGCAUCGGGAAGUCAACGGUAUCUGAUAGCAAUAGAGUACAUUGGCACUCGCUUCUCCGGCUCUCAGCAACAGUCCAAUUGCCGCACUGUUGUCGAGGAGGCUUUUCGUAAGUUUAUUGGCCAGCCCGUGUCUAUCUUCUGUUCAAGUCGAACUGAUGCAGGAGUCCAUGCCUUGUCCAAUGUUUGUCAUGUAGAUGUUGAGCGCAUCAGCAAAAGAAAGCCUGGUGAAGUGCUACCACCUUAUGAACCUAUAGUGGUGCAAAAAGCUGUAAAUCAUUUCUUACAGAAUGAAGGUGAUGUAAUGGUGGUAGAUGUUCGAAAUGUUCCAGCUGAUUUUCAUGCUAGAUUUAAAGCUCAAGAACGCACGUACUUCUAUCGCUUGCUAUCUGGGCCAGAACCUUUAUCAACCUUUGAGAAGGACCGCGCAUGGCAUGUGCCUGAGGAGCUGGACAUUUUGGCUAUGCAGGAAGCCUGCAAAAUUCUGGUUGGGCACCAUGAUUUUAGUUCCUUUAGAGCAGCAGGCUGUCAGGCGAAGUCACCAAUCAGAACGUUGGAUGAGUUGAAUGUGACCGAGGUUAUCUCAUCUCCAAACUUUCCAACAAUGGCAGAGAGGAACAGCAUUUUACUGCAGGAAGAUGCGCAUAGUACCAAUACAUGUGGGACCAACUGCCACCCUAGUUUCAAUGGAGCAACUAAUCAAGGAUUUGGCUCGAGGAAAAAACACAGAUGCUUUGUGGUAACAGCGCGAGCACGUGCUUUUCUAUACCACCAGGUAAGACUGCUUGUUGGUGUCCUCAAAUGUGUUGGAACUGGAGAUCUAAAAGUACCUGAUGUGUUGAGGAUCUUGAAUGCGAAGACAGUGACUGCUGCUAGCCCCAUGGCGCCUGCGUGUGGUCUAUAUCUUGGACAUGUGAGAUACGAUUUGCCGUGAGGCCAAAAACUCGAGCUUAAUCAUUUAUACUUAUGAUAGACUUUGAAUCUUGAAGAAUACACUGGUAUGAUCGAGGUAGCAUUCAGGGAGGUACCAGCAUGUGAAGUCUUUUAAUUACUUGCCUUUCAGCCCUCCUAUAGGUCAGUUUUAUUGCUAUUGUUACUUUGUUAGUAGUGUUGUUCUCAUCUGUACCAGGUACCUUCAUCCAAGAAAUUUGUUAUUUGUACAAGCUUCCUCAGUUCCCUAUCAAAUUGGUAAAACUGAUGCUACAGGGUCUGAUUGUUGAUGCCCUAUUACUCGCACAGCUCCACAGUUAGGGGAGAUUAAUUUACUAACUUCAUUACAGGUCU
Messenger RNA from Argentina anserina (silverweed cinquefoil), 1473 nucleotides. RefSeq lists its product as uncharacterized. NCBI's taxonomy places the organism in Eukaryota, Viridiplantae, Streptophyta, Magnoliopsida, Rosales, Rosaceae. The coding region runs from base 77 to 1123 and encodes 348 amino acids. The record is from RefSeq and is a predicted model, not a curated record. Gene Ontology annotation, molecular function: RNA binding; pseudouridine synthase activity. Gene Ontology annotation, biological process: tRNA pseudouridine synthesis. The transcript is spliced from 9 exons.